Molecule: messenger RNA, 1084 nt
Organism: Pelobates fuscus (common spadefoot toad)
Lineage: Eukaryota; Metazoa; Chordata; Amphibia; Anura; Pelobatidae
Gene: ING5
Product: inhibitor of growth family member 5
Exons: 8
Coding region: 160-870 (236 amino acids)
Biological process (GO): positive regulation of apoptotic signaling pathway; regulation of DNA-templated transcription
Cellular component (GO): nucleus
Molecular function (GO): chromatin binding
Source: RefSeq, a predicted model, not a curated record
GGUCCAGGCUGGCUAGGGCGAGCGCGGGAGACUGCUGCUCAUGUUUAUUAAUGAGGCGGGCAGCCAAUCGGCCACGCCGGAAGCGCACGGCUCAUGAAUAAUCCAGCGAGCCGCUGAGCGGGACUGAGCUGCAGGAGGAAACGGUCCGACCCUGCGAACAUGGCGACCGCGAUGUACCUGGAGCACUACCUGGACAGUAUCGAAAACUUGCCCUGUGAACUCCAGAGAAACUUCCAACUGAUGAGUGAUCUUGACCAGAGGACAGAGGAUAAGAAGAAGGAAAUAGACACAUUGGCCAGUGAGUAUAUUGCAAACGUACGGGACUUCACCCCAGAGCAAAGAGUACAGCAUCUUCAGCGCAUCCAGAAUGCCUACAGCAAAUGCAAAGAGUACAGUGAUGACAAGGUGCAACUGGCUAUGCAGACUUAUGAGAUGGUGGACAAACACAUACGUCGACUGGAUGCAGACUUGGCACGAUUUGAAGCUGAUUUAAAGGAAAAACUGGAAGGGGCAGAGUUUGACAGUUCCUCAGGACGCACAAUAAAGAAAAAUCGUGGUCAAAAAGAAAAACGAGGUUCUCGGGGACGCAGGGUUUCUGAAGAAGACACUGUAAAGAAAAAGAAAUUAAAAGGAGGGCCAGUGUUUUCAGAGGCAGUGCUCACUGUGCAUCCUUCAGAUGUCUUGGAUAUGCCAGUAGAUCCCAAUGAGCCCACAUACUGCCUGUGUCACCAGGUGUCCUAUGGAGAAAUGAUUGGCUGUGACAAUCCAGAUUGUCCAAUAGAGUGGUUCCAUUUUGCUUGUGUGGACCUCACCACCAAACCGAAAGGAAAAUGGUUCUGCCCUCGCUGUACCCAGGAGCGAAAGAAAUGAUCACAACUCACAUCGAACUGUGAUGUCAACUUUGUCUUUACUACUUUAAUGUUCAGCUUUUCUCUUUGUAUCAUCCCCUGUCAUUUGUCAUUCUUCUGGAUAGUUUCAUAUUGAAGCACAGAGGCAGACAGGUUUGCACGGCCAAACUGUGCUGAGUAGAACAUCUCUUCCAUUGGAGGCUUUGUUGCACUUUGAGAAUGGUACCUCUGUAUUU